Molecule: messenger RNA, 3266 nt
Organism: Cydia fagiglandana
Lineage: Eukaryota; Metazoa; Arthropoda; Insecta; Lepidoptera; Tortricidae
Product: zinc finger protein 585A-like
Exons: 24
Coding region: 114-3251 (1045 amino acids)
Source: RefSeq, a predicted model, not a curated record
GUAGCGUACGUAAUGGUGGCUGCUUGCGUAAAGCGAUCAUUGCUGACAACUUUUGACAAAAAUUUACGGAAAACUUAUAGAAACUAACAAGGAAACUGGAUAAAUAAUCAAGGAUGAGUGUGUCGCGGGUGGCCAGCUGCUUCAUAUGCAGCACCAGCACGGGCGCCAGAAAUACCAUCAGCCUCAUACAAGACACGAGUAAUCUGCAAUCCGGCAAGAAACUGCUGGACAUUGUGAGUGAGAUAGCAGAGAAACCGUUGAAAGAGGAGGACAUACAUUCGACUGUCAUAUGCAAGAAAUGCAGUCAGACGUGCAAGGAAUAUGACGACCUGCAAGUGCGGCUAAAAACAAUCAAGUCGGAGCUCCACGGCCAGAUAAACAAGAACAGCGAGAGCCCCACCAAGCCGGAGAUGAAGAAAGUAGUCCUGCCGGCGUCGAAGCUGCACCCGCUGCCUCCGGACUUCGUGCUCAAUGUCGGUCGCAUUGCCAGAGUCACACAAAAGUCAGUAACCACUGUACCAUCAAAACUGAGCCUCAAAGUCACCGUGGGCUCAUCGGUCCUCACCCAAAGUAUCAAGACCACUCCGGCACUCGCCAAAAACAUUGUGAUACCAAAACAGGAGAAUGUCCAGCAUCAAGCAAGCGAAGACUUGGUGUUCGAAGAGAGCAGUUUGCCGAAGGAUUUUAUAUCUUCCGUGGUGCUGCAGAGGAUGGGAGAAGAUGGGAAUAAUGAUGAUCACGCUAUGGAAAUUGAUGAAGACUGUUCAUACGCUAUAGUAUCUCAAGAGGAUGGCACAAGCGAAAUAACAGAAAAGAAAUCGGGCGAGCAGUCAUCAUACGUGCUACAAAAAUCUGGCGACCAAUCAAUGUUUGAUGUGAGCCUGUUAUCAUCGUUGGAAGACAGCGGGGGUGAAAAUGAGACGGAAGCCACUACAGACCAGUACAUCGUUGGGAAACUGGAGAUACUGAGCGAGAGGGAAGAUGAGGACGACGAGGAACUGGGCGACCAAUCAAUGUUUGAUGUCAGCCUACUAUCAUCAUUGGAAGACAGCGGGGGUGAAAAUGAGACGGAAGCCACUACAGACCAGUACAUUGUUGGAAAACUGGAGAUACUGAGCGAGAGGGAAGAUGAGGAUGACGAGGAACAAACGAUAGUGAUGUCUGACGAGAACUCCAUAUUCCGAGUGGUGUCGGGGCAGAAGCUUGUAUACAGCGAGUCCGGCCUCGAGCUGCUCAGUGAAGACGCGGACACGCAGGCCGACAGCCAAGAUGACGAAGACUCACAAAUAGAGCUUCAAGUAUCUGGAGAUGAGGAGACAGCAAACGCUAUUAUUGCCGCGGCACGGGAGCAAGGUGGCGCAUUCAUAAAAGUGCAGUCGGGGGAGAUGUAUCGCGUCAAAUCGGUGCAGAGCAAACCCAAGGAAGACGAAGAAAAGGAUUUCACAGAUCAUUUGCAGAUUGUGGUGAAGGAAGAUGGUGUAUUUAAAUGUGUGCUCUGCAAGAAGAAUAAAGCUAAAGGUUCCCGCACCGGUCGCUGCACAGGCGAAGCGGACUUCAUAAUGCGGCACAUGCGGACACAACACGACGCUCGAGUCUACAUCUGCCGCACGUGCGACAAGGUGCUGCGCCGGAGGGACCACUACAUCGCGCACGUCGGUCAGUAUCACUACAGGUUUACCAAAUGUCUCGCUAGAUGGCGCUGUACAGGUCGCUGCGCGAGCGAGGCGGGCUUCAUAAUGCGGCACAUGCGGACACAACACGACGCUCGCGUCUACAUCUGCCGCACGUGCGACAAGGUGCUGCGCCGGAGGGACCACUACAUCGCGCACGUCGGUCAGUAUCACUACAGGUUUACCAAAUGUCUCGCUAGAUGGCGCUGUACAGGUCGCUGCGCGAGCGAGGCGGGCUUCAUAAUGCGGCACAUGCGGACACAACACGACGCUCGCGUCUACAUCUGCCGCACGUGCGACAAGGUGCUGCGCCGGAGGGACCACUACAUCGCGCACGUCGCUGAACAUACGAAAGAAAGUUCGAGUCAAGACAAGAGCAGGUUCCAUGAAUGCGACAUCUGUCAUAAGAAAUACAGUUCCAAAACCCUACUAAUGGAGCAUAUGAACUUACACAACGGGCAGCGACCAUACACCUGCCAUAUAUGCCACAAGAGCUUCGCUUCCAAAUACACGCACCAGUCGCAUCUCAAGACGCAUUUGGACCGGCCGCGACCGUUCAAAUGCGAGUCUUGCGGCAAAUGUUUCUUCACGCUGCAGAACCUGAACCAGCAUCACAAGACGCACUCGGGCCUCAAAGAGUUCGAGUGCAACAUUUGUGGCAAAGCGUUCGGCACGCAGCACAACCUGGAGAUGCACGGCGUGGUGCACUCGGGGCAGAAGCCGUUCGUGUGCGGCGUGUGCGGGAAGGGGUUCGCGAGGCGGGCCGAGGUCAAGGACCACAUGCGCAUACAUACAGGCGAGCGUCCAUUCGCGUGCGACGUAUGCGGAGCGACGUUCUCCCAGCGUUCGAAUCUGCACUCACACAAGCGAGCCACACACUACGACGACAAGCGGUACAAGUGUGACCAGUGCCCCAAGAGGUUUAAGAGGCGAAGGUUAUUAGACUACCACAUCAAGGCGUCCCACACGGGCGAGCGACCUCUGAAGUGCGAAAUAUGUAAAGCUACCUUCGUGUAUCCGGAGCAUUACAAAAAGCAUGCCAGAAUACACAGCGGGGAGAAACCCUACGUCUGCGAGGUGUGCGGCAAGUCCUUCAACUCGCGGGACAACCGCAACACGCACCGCUUCGUGCAUAGCGACAAGAAACCGUACGAGUGUCUCGUUUGUGGAGCCGGCUAUAUGAGGAAACGGCUGCUGUAUUCACACAUGAACACACAGGGCCACUUGGCGGAGUCGAUAGUGGUGAACCAGCCGCGCGUCACCAUACAGCGAGUCUCGGACGGCGCGCCGGGAGACAACGUUUACGAGUCCGCGGAAGAGUUAGAAUUAGACAGUGAAGGAACGGUGGAGGCUAGUGGAAGCCAAAACGCGGUGUACAUAGGCGAUAAGAAAUACAAGUACAUCCUUCAGGACGGGAAGACUUCGCUCAACCUGGUGCGGGAUACUGAAGACAUUCUCACUUAUAAUUUGGAGGGAGAUUUGAAGUCUGAAUCGAAUUUCCUCGAGGCCGUCACCGCUGAGCAGUUGGGAGAGGAAUCACAGGUAAAUACAGUUACUUCAUUAUCUUCAAUAUUGUUCUAGCACUAGCCCAGAAUA